This is a messenger RNA of Amyelois transitella, 6426 nucleotides long. RefSeq names its product small conductance calcium-activated potassium channel protein (gene SK). Gene Ontology annotation, molecular function: calmodulin binding; small conductance calcium-activated potassium channel activity. Bases 626 to 3082 code for a protein of 818 amino acids. The record is from RefSeq and is a predicted model, not a curated record. Gene Ontology annotation, biological process: potassium ion transmembrane transport. The transcript has 15 exons. Lineage: Eukaryota; Metazoa; Arthropoda; Insecta; Lepidoptera; Pyralidae. Gene Ontology annotation, cellular component: plasma membrane; neuron projection; neuronal cell body.
ACGGCGUUAGGUUGUCCCGAUGCCGCCCUGCGCUCCGAUUUUAAGAACAGUUUGUGCGGACGUAAAUUUAUUUUACAUGCCUAGACAAGACCCGUUGCUAAGCGAGUGUUACGUUUAAUAUUCGCUUAAUUAUCGUCGACAACAAAGUUUUUCAACUGUUUAAUCACGAUUGCAAGUGAAUUUGUGAUGGAUUCGAUGUACAAAGUUUAUUUUCGUCGCCUAAUAUCCGCAUCUGUAUAUUUACGCACAUUAUUUCCCCAUGUUUAAACCAAAGCCAAACACGCGUAUAUUUAAGUGGUUUCCUGCACUUUAGAAUUGAAUCCUUCGGUCCAAAUUCUGUGACUUAACAUACAUCCCUAAUAUCAAACCUAUAUCAAAGUAACUUGUAGUCAUAUCCCUUUUAACUUUAAGUAUAUUGUAAAUAAACGAUUGACAUUUGUCUGGUGCGUGGACCAAACUUUUGGAUUGAUAAUGGAAAUACAUUAAGUGUAAAUUAGUGUAUAUACUAACUGUGUACGAUAAAUGAUUUAUUCAUCAGUUAAUAAUUUAAGUGUAAACAAACUUGGAAAGGCUACGUCAAGUAUUAAUUAAUAUCGAUUCUGUCAAACUCAAGAUUACGAGCAAAAUGUCAGCUCCUACUACGGACAGUACAGAAGCUAUCACCAACUCAGGAUAUGGGAGUAGCGAUGAGACCGCCAGUCUAUUAGUCUCUGGCCCUUCAGUAACAGUCAUCGUUCCUUCAGUAGCCACAGAGAAUAGAACAGCUAAACCUAUCUUACAAAGGCAAGAUUGCACGACACAUUUACGUCCGCAGCUGUCAGGCGGACCAGGAAGCGAAGAGAGCGCGACUUCCGUAAGAUUGGAAGAUGGGGCGGCGAGAUCCGUUCCGGAUAUAGAACUACAAUGUCGAGAAAUACCCGCAGACCGACCUCAGACACUCGUCUCACCUAUCGCAACCUGCUCCCACCGAGGGUCAGUGACCGCGUGCCAACUAGUGCCGCAAACGUACUCUAGAUGUCGCGUUUGCGAGAGGCGGCAGUCGACAGCGCCAAUGUCGGCAUUGCAACUAGCGCGAUCUGUGUCGCGGGAAAGCGUACGUUCCGCGAUUCACUACCCGUGUGGUUGCAGUUCGCUCCACGCAGUUAGUACUUGUCCUGUUAUACAACCUCCAGCCUUACUGCUGCCGGCGACAAGUACCAGAAUCAUCCGGCAGAGCUCGCAGCCUGAAUCUAGCGCAUGCGCGGCCCACUGUCCUCACCAUGGCCAUCACCACCCUAGCGCCUCGCUGCGGCAACUAAGAGAACCAGGAGACGGAAUAGCCGGCAUCGCCGCAGACUCGCUGCGAAUCAACGGUGGCAUGCGUCCCUUCAAACAGCUGCGCAAGCCGGUGUCGACGCUCUCAAUCCCUGGCGCUAUGAAGGCGUACUCGGGAGGGGGGAGGGACGCGGCGGGCGAGGAAGCUGGAGUGGCCUUAGUCGGCGUCCACAGCGAGUACCCGCGCUUCGGCGAAGAGAGGGCGCUCGGUGGCGGCACGUACAAAGGCGGGGGGACAGCGAAACACAAACCUAAUAUAGGAUAUAGGUUAGGUAGAAGAAAGGCAUUAUUUGAAAAAAGAAAACGAAUAAGUGACUACGCUUUAGUAAUGGGAAUGUUUGGUAUUAUUAUAAUGGUAAUAGAAAAUGAACUAUCAAGUGCCGGUGUGUACACUAAGGCAUCAAUAUAUUCCCUGGCGUUGAAGACGCUUAUAUCAAUGUCGACUGUGAUUUUACUUGGCCUAAUCGUCGCGUAUCACGCUUUAGAAGUACAGUUAUUUAUGAUAGACAACUGCGCUGAUGACUGGCGAAUAGCUAUGACGUGGCAGAGAAUAGCCCAGAUCGCCUUGGAACUCGCAAUAUGCGCCGUCCACCCCAUACCUGGCCAGUACACCUUCACCUGGACAACUAAACUAGCCAACAAGGGUGGCGUGAUAGGAGUCGAAGUUGUACCAUAUGACGUCACACUAUCUCUGCCAAUGUUCUUUCGGCUGUAUCUUAUAUGUAGAGUAAUGUUACUUCACAGUAAACUGUUCACUGAUGCUUCUUCCAGAAGUAUAGGAGCUUUAAACAGAAUUAAUUUUAAUACUAGAUUUGUCCUGAAAACACUCAUGACAAUUUGCCCUGGCACCGUGCUAUUAGUUUUUAUGGUAUCUUUAUGGAUAAUUGCAAGCUGGACCCUCAGACAGUGUGAAAGGUUUCACGAUGAAGAACACGCUAACCUACUGAAUGCAAUGUGGCUUAUUGCGAUUACGUUUCUCUCCGUCGGUUUUGGCGACAUAGUGCCAAACACUUAUUGCGGCAGAGGUAUUGCUGUAAGCACCGGCAUUAUGGGAGCUGGAUGCACUGCGUUAUUAGUCGCGGUCGUUUCAAGAAAAUUAGAAUUAACUAGAGCCGAGAAGCACGUUCAUAACUUCAUGAUGGACACACAACUUACUAAAAGACUGAAAAAUGCUGCAGCUAAUGUACUUCGGGAGACGUGGUUAAUAUACAAACAUACAAGACUUGUGAAGAGAGUUCACCCUGGACGUGUUAGAACACACCAGAGAAAGUUUUUGUUAGCUAUUUACGCAUUGCGGAAAGUAAAGAUGGAUCAAAGAAAGUUGAUGGAUAAUGCCAACACGAUAACAGACAUGGCAAAGACGCAGAACACGGUGUACGAAAUAGUUUCGGAUAUGAGUACUAGACAAGAUACUAUAGAAGAGAGGCUGACUAGUUUAGAAGAGAAACUUACUACAUUACAGGAACAAGUGAACAGCUUACCGGACGUAGUGGCUCGGUGUUUACAGCAGUGUUGGGAAAGAGCCGAGCAAAGGAGAAACUUCCUGCACCCCGACACUGCUGCCGUGCCUACUCCGCCAUCGUCUUCUAUUGCUCCGUAUGCUCGGACGAUUGCAUCAGCAUCCCAUCCCUGGCCACCCAGUCCGGUGCUGCAGUCAGCGGCGCGAACUCACUCUGCUCCUGAGAGCACCACAGCCCACUCUCCAUCACCAGCUCAACCGCAGCCUUCGAGCCCGGCUCCACACACCCGGCCACCUCUACCCAGCUGAGUACCGCUCUCCAACUCCGAACUCCUAUGCUGAACUCGACGAAACUCGGCGCCCGUCCUCUAACCCCCUCUUACUCCUAUCACUACUACGCCCCAAAGAGAAUGCCGCGAAAAUCAUUCCACUCUAUCACAAAACAAAAGUUAGACAUUAAGUUUAUAACGAAUUUAUAAUUAGCUAACUGACAUCAAAACUGCUCAACGUGAAAUUGCCUAUCGAAAAUUGAGUAAUUUUGAUGUCUUCGCGUAUUGAUGCCAAUGAAUUUUUUUAGUUAAAAAUUUGAGCGGAAUGAAACAGUGGAAUGAUUUUUCGGUAAACCGAUGGACCACGCCGCGGUGCGAGACAAGGUCAGCCGUAGUUUUCUUCGCUGUUCCCCAAAAAGUUUCGGAUGUGCCAGACUGUUCUUUAGUGAUAUUGUUUAGAUAGUGAAUGAAAUGCGGCGGGAGGGACUUGCUGUUGUGAUUAUACAAAUUGCUUUAUCGAUAGACGCUUUAGAUAAUACAUUAGAAGAUAUUUUGAAUACAUUAUCAGCAUUAGAAUAGUUAGGAGGGCAGCACACGUCCGUUCACGUUUUGUCUACAAUUCAAAGAACCAAAUUACACAGUUUUAUAAUGACUUCGUGUGUUUUACUAAAGUUAAUUGUGAGUACUUUGACAGUUAUUCUGUCGCAUGGAGAAAUCUGUUGAAUCAACGAAAACCUACUUUAUAAAACGUUUAAGAGAUUUCUUCAUGAUACAGAAAUAGAACAUAGUUCGAGAAAAUAAAGCAGUAUAGACCACAAUAUUAGUUUGUACUUAGCGAAUUGCAUUUACUGGUCAGAAAAUAGAUAUGUUGACUGCAUAUGUACGCAUUUUUAAGGAACACAAUAUUAGAGUCCAAAUUAGCUUAUAAUUAUUAUGUUUCCUUGUUUCAAUAAAUCUUAUUGAUAUUUUCAAAAACAAUAAAAUAUGGUUUUAAAAAAAUCGAAUACUUGAUAUGUUUUCAUUGAACCGGUUAGUACCAUGACAUUACCAAGCGAUACCAUUGCCUAAACAGAAUAAAGAUAGGAUUCAUUAAAGCACACCUACAAGAUAAUUACAAGGAAUGGAAGUUUGGUGGAUCAUGAAGUUAACUUCAUCGCGGCCUUUAAUAUUAUGAUAUGUUAUCAAUUUCACAAACUUUUAAUAACAAAAUAUAUAUAUUAGUGCAAUGUGCAACUUAUUAUAAAUUAACAUACAUUAUAUAAUACAUACUUCGUGAUGAGAUACAGAAAAAACAGUUCUUACUAUUUCUGAAUUAUUAGGAUUUUAAAAGACUUUUCCAAGCGACCAAAACAAUAUUUGGCAAUUUAACUUUGAUGAUGUAAGUGAAAAGGAUCCAUCUCCUUUCCAUUCAUUUUUUAAGUUAGUCUCACGUAAUGUAUAAUCUGUAUACACACAUUAUCUUGAUAUAGAUUAUAAUAAAAUUGUUACUACCUGCCUAUUGACAUGUAGAUUGUAAUUUUUUUUAAAUUAGUGUAAGUAAAGCUUUGUAUAAGACAUAAGAUUGAUGGCUGUCUAAAUAGUGCCUAAAACACUACGAAAUUUCGAUAAUUCAGUUUUAUUAUCCUAAUAACUUAUGAAGUGUAAAUAUAUAAGUAAAAUUGAGAGCGUAAUAUAUAGAAAUUAUCUGACUUUUGUAGAUAUACAUGAACAUUAUGAUGGGAACAAUUUCUUUAUACAUUUUAGUUGUAGCAGUUUUCAUUGUGUGUUUAUUUAUCAACCUAUCGAUAUUUCAUCUGUGUUUGAUGGAGUUACAACUGACACUAAUAUCUGCGAAUUUAACUCAAGUAUAAAUUAAUAGUCGAGACCAAACCCUAAUAUAUUAAUAGGCAUAAUGUCACUUAUUACAUAAACGUUUAUAAUUAUCUUAAAAUUCCCAUAAAAUCGUUAAUAUAUCCUGGUAUCAACACAUAAAAACUUUAAUUAUAACGAUACCCUCAUAUCUUUAAAAAUAAUAAAAAAAAUACUCCAUUAUAUCCUCAAUAUUUAAAAUUAUCAUUGUACCUAACAAAAUUGAUAUCGGAUAUUAGAUUAACCCCAUUACUUUUAAUUUAAAAUUAAAAUAAUUAUGUAGGAUAAUAUAUCAACUCCUAUAACAUCGUUCGUAUUAAAAACACCAACUAGUAUUAAAUAUACGUUUUAUAGUAUAUUAUAUUUCUUGCAUUAUUACUACGAAAUACCUUAAUCCUUUAUCUAAAACUUUUUCUAAUAUAUCCUAACAGUGUUUGAAUCCUUUCUAAUCCCUAGUAUUUAAAACUACCUCGAUAUUUUUACAAGUUAUAGUUACAUUUUUAUCAAUUUAAUGAAUAGUAAUAACUGCCAUUGAUUACUAUGUAAUAAACAUUUCAGCAAAACCAAUUUGAUAUAAAUGAUUGAAAGUAAAACAGUUGCCUAAAUUUCAUUAUUUUACUUUUCUCAGUAUAAAAUAUAUACUUUAUUAUUAAAAUUAACAUAAUUUCAAAUAAAUUUAAUAUCAUACAGCAGUUAUCAUUUAAUUACUUAAUUAAUAUCAAAAUAUGAACCCAUAAUGUUUUCAUUCGUCUUAGAUAAAUCAUUAAGUAAUAUGUAACGAGACUAGAAAAAAAAAUGUUCAUCAGAAUGCACUUGAUUUCAAAAUAGGUAACUCCCAACGCACAAUGAGUGGAAAUAGCGAGUUGUUCUCAAAACAUUUUAUUAAUCUUGACAUAAAGUAGCCUAAUGAAUUGUCCCCAGAUUAAAAAUUUAAAUGAUCUAGUCACUAAGUAUAAUUGCUUUAUAGAUUUGUUAUAUAAUUAUACCUAUUCGCAAAAGUAUUUUUAUGACUAUGUCACCUUCAAUCCAGUCGUAGCAAUGUCAAACAUUAAUUACGACAAAAAAUCAUUAAAAUAUUUUUGCCAAUCGAUUAACUAUUUUUAGCGAAAUUUCAAAAUUAAAACUAUUUAUUUGUAAUAAGAAUUGACCAAAUGUUGUUUAAGAUUGAUAAAAAUAGAAUCUGUAAAUAAUAGAUGCGAAUCACUAAGACAUUAUGUACUUUUAAAUAAAUAUGUAAAUACCAGUUGUAUUUGCGAAGUUUAAUGUAAAUAAUUUUAAGAAUUACGGUUCCAGUAAAAUAUUUUUAAAUAAAUUGCAUCCAUUAUACAGGUCGAGUAACUAAAAUUUACAUUUGAAUACGUAUUUUGUCAAAAGAACAAUUGAAUACAGACAAAGUAUUUGAAAAUGGUCUGCAUAGUGUAGGUGUCAAUUUCAAACACUUAUCAUUAAUUCUUUAAGAGUAUCUACAUACUACAUUAUAAUGAAGUAUGUUGUUAUAACAACAAUUGAUAUUAUUUGUUGAUUGCACUAAAACAG